AAGAAAAAAUAGAGAAUUCAAAAGGCAUUUUUCCAACGAAAUCGAUGCUAGACGAAGAAGUGUGUUCCCUCCAUCACCACUCCCCUUUCAUCUCUUCUUCUUCUUCACCCACACUUCAGCUCUUACCUUCUUCCGCCGCCGUUAAUUGCAUACAUUCAGAUCUCCGGAUAUCUUCAUCUUCACUUCCUUUAGCUACUUCCUGCUUUAUGAAGAGGUGAAGACACGCACAUACAUAAACCGAGUUUUAGCAUUUACUAUUAAUCGAACCGAUUCAGGUUCUGGAAACUCAGACACUAACUCAAUUAAACAUGGCAAAAGGAGAACCUGGAUUCAGAAAACCUAGUAGUGUUUCGUCUUAUGAUGAAGCGAUGGAUGCUUUGUCUUCUCUCAUCACCAAAAAGAAUCGUGCUGAUAAGAUCGUCGUCGACCAUAGAUAUGAGCUGAUGUUUGAGUAUGUUAAGGGUGUGAGUGAUAACAAAAUCUAUGAUGAUUUAUGGUUCCCCCACUCACUGUUCUUGUAGAUUUUGGAAUUAGAGGAACCAAUUUCCCAGAUGAAGAUCAUCCAUGUUGCAGGCACAAAAGGAAAGGGAUCAACAUGCGUGUUCACUGAAGCUAUCUUACGCAAUUGUGGCUUUCGCACUGGACUCUUCACAUCUCCUCACCUCAUUGAUGUUAGAGAAAGAUUUCAAUUGGAUGGUAAGGACAUAAGCAAAGAGAAGUUUUUGGCAUACUUCUGGUGGUGUUGGGAUAGACUGAAGAAAAAAUGCGGUGAUGAUAUUCCAAUGCCAACUUUAUUCCGCUUCCUUGCUUUACUUGCUUUCAAAAUAUUUGCAACAGAGCAAGUAGAUGUUGCUGUUAUGGAGGUGGGAUUAGGUGGAAAGACUGAUGCAACCAAUGUGGUUCAGACACCUAUAGUAUGUGGAAUCACACCACUAGGGUAUGACCAUACUGAAGUUCUUGGAAAUACUCUUGGAGAAAUUGCUGGUGAGAAAGCUGGUAUCUUUAAGAAAGGUGUUCCAGCAUUUACUGUUUCACAACCAGAAGAAGCCAUGCAAGUGCUUAAAGAAAAAGCCUCCCAGUUAGAUGUGAAUCUUGAAGUGGCAAACAUGUUGGAUAGUAAAUUGCUAAAUGGAUUACAUUUAGGGCUUGCAGGGGAACACCAAUAUAUAAAUGCAGGGCUAGCCAUCAUGUUAAGCUCCACAUGGCUCCAAAGGACAGGUCAUUUGGAACUUGAGACUAGUUAUUUGUCUGAGAGAUUCAUCAAAGGGCUAACAAGUGCAAAAUUACAAGGAAGGGCUCAGAUUAUUCCUGACAAUGUAUGUGAAGGUGAUGUGGUGUUUUAUUUGGAUGGAGCACAUAGUCCUGAAAGCAUGGAAGUCUGUGCAAAUUGGUUUUCCAUAGCAAUUGGUGGUGAUAGUGAUAACUCCAGGAAGGACUCUGCACAGAUAUUAUUGUUCAAUUGUAUGUCGGUGAGGGACCCACAGUUGCUGUUUCCGCGGUUGGUGGACACAUGUGGUGGUCAUGGUGUAAAGUUUAAAAAGGCGAUAUUUGUGCCAAAUAUGUCGGUUUACAACAAAGUUGGAUCAUCUUUGCCACAAACUGAUUUACAAGAAGUUGAUAAUUCAUGGCAGCUGACACUUGGAAGAGUAUGGGAGAAUAUUACAUGCUGCAGUAAAAGUGAAACAGGAAGUUGUGAAAGUAAAAACAGUAUGGUGUUUUCAUCACUUCCAUUGGCCAUAAAAUGGUUGAGAGACACUGCCAAACAAAAUAAGUCUGUUCGGCUGCAGGUCCUGGUUACUGGUUCGUUGCAUUUGGUGGGUGAUGUUAUGAAAUUAGUGAACAAAUAACUCAACAAACUCAAAAUUCUUACAAGUUACAACAACAAAGAUGGAUUUAACAUUUAUUGUAGUUUAUGUUUCAUUGUAUUUGUUUCCAAAAAACUAUCUAAUGUUGAUAUUAGUGUUAUUGUAUCUGUUUGUGAUACUUAGCUUGGUUUUUUGUAAAAUAUUACUACCAUUGAUUACUAUUAUUUUUAUUAAAAUUACUAUUACUACUGGUAA
This is a messenger RNA of Lactuca sativa (garden lettuce), 2060 nucleotides long. The record is from RefSeq and is a predicted model, not a curated record. NCBI's taxonomy places the organism in Eukaryota, Viridiplantae, Streptophyta, Magnoliopsida, Asterales, Asteraceae.